CACUGUCAUGGCUUCCUGAGCUGGUAGAUGUUCGUCCUCGACAGUCUUCUCAGAUAUAUCACAUUUCCUCGUGUAUUUGAGUAUAAAUUAGGGCGUUUGACGACACUUUUGUUACUGUAGUUCAAAUAGUUCAUCAUGGCGGGCAGCAGCACGGCUCAGAAAACAUGGGAGCUCUCCAACAGAAUGCAGGAAGUUCAGAGCAUCGAUGAAAUUUACAAAUAUGACAAGAAGCAACAACAAGAAAUCCUCGCUGCGAAGCCAUGGACGAAGGACCACCACUACUUCAAAUACUGCAAAAUCUCAGCUCUGGCCCUGUUGAAGAUGGUGAUGCACGCCAGGUCCGGUGGAAACCUGGAGGUGAUGGGUCUCAUGCUGGGGAAGGUGGAUGGGGAGACCAUGAUCAUUAUGGACAGCUUUGCUUUGCCAGUGGAGGGGACAGAGACCAGAGUCAAUGCCCAGGCUGCAGCUUAUGAAUACAUGGCUGCCUACAUUGAAAAUGCCAAACAGGUUGGCCGGCUGGAGAAUGCGAUUGGCUGGUACCACAGUCACCCUGGCUACGGGUGCUGGCUCUCAGGCAUCGAUGUCAGCACUCAAAUGCUCAACCAGCAGUUUCAGGAACCCUUUGUUGCUGUUGUGAUCGACCCCACUCGGACUAUUUCUGCAGGGAAAGUCAACCUUGGUGCCUUUAGAACCUACCCCAAGGGUUACAAACCUCCAGACGAGGGCCCGUCAGAAUACCAGACGAUCCCUCUGAACAAGAUAGAAGAUUUUGGUGUACAUUGUAAACAGUAUUACGCCUUGGAGGUAACCUACUUCAAGUCUUCCCUUGAUAGAAAACUCCUGGAGCUCCUCUGGAAUAAAUACUGGGUUAAUACCUUAAGUUCCUCGAGCCUCCUGACGAACUCGGAUUACACUACGGGCCAGGUGUUUGACCUGUCGGAGAAGCUGGAGCAGUCCGAGGCGCAGCUCGGCAGAGGCAGCUUCAUGCUCGGCUUGGACACGCACGACAGGAAGUCCGAGGACAAACUGGCCAAAGCAACACGAGACAGCUGCAAGACGACGAUCGAGGCAAUCCAUGGUCUGAUGUCUCAAGUCAUUAAGGACAAACUCUUCAAUCAGAUCAACACAUCUUCUAAUUAAAGCUGAGCCACAAGGCAAUGUGGGUUUUCACCUGGAAAUUAUUUUUUGAGCAUGCAUUUGGAUGGUUCACAGGUAUACGUAGCGUUCUCGUUGAAGUUAUUAUACAUCUUUUUUUUUUUGUCUUAGGAAUGUCUGAGGAUGCAAAAAAUAAAA
Molecule: messenger RNA, 1293 nt
Organism: Nematolebias whitei (Rio pearlfish)
Lineage: Eukaryota; Metazoa; Chordata; Actinopteri; Cyprinodontiformes; Rivulidae
Gene: cops5
Product: COP9 signalosome subunit 5
Exons: 8
Coding region: 136-1140 (334 amino acids)
Biological process (GO): protein deneddylation
Cellular component (GO): COP9 signalosome; cytoplasm
Molecular function (GO): protein binding; deNEDDylase activity; metallopeptidase activity
Source: RefSeq, a predicted model, not a curated record